Ectocarpus siliculosus is the source of this 935-nucleotide messenger RNA. Lineage: Eukaryota; Phaeophyceae; Ectocarpales; Ectocarpaceae. The record is from the annotation of a GenBank genome assembly.
CACACACCCACGCACCAACCGCUCCCUCUCUCUCAUCCAACACCACACUGAGCAGCCUUCCCUUCAACCCCUCCUCCAUCCACCACCAUGAAGCUGUUCUUCUGCCCCAAGCCCGCCACCGCUCUCAUAGUGUUCUGCGCCCUUGUGGCAAUCGUGAGCGCCCAAGAGACUCCCAUCCCCACCUCCAUGGACACCACCGUCACCGACGGCACGACCACCGCGACGAUGGAUACCCCGGCGCCCACCAACGUGGACGGCACGACCACCGCGACGAUGGAGACUCCGUCACCAACCGUGCACGUUCACACCGACGACAUGGACCACGACCACGAGGAGACAAUGGGCCCCACCGCGACGGGCGACGCGGAGGGUGACGGCGCGGCUGCGAUCGGCGGCGGCGCCAGGAUGACCGCCGUCGUGUCGUGCGCGUUGGCCGCGUUGGCGGCUGGUGCCGCGUGGGGCCUGUGAGGUGGUGGUGUUGGUUUUGGUCGGGCGGCGGAUGGAAUCACAACGAACGGUCGUUCGCUUGCGCGCGUCGGUGCGCAGGGGCGGGGGCGGCAAGAGAUGGCGGGGGCUUGACGGCUUGCGAACGAGUUUUGUUGCCGCCUUUUUUGAGGAGAGGGCGAUGGGCUGGCCUGGCCGUCUGCAUGAAAGCGCUUUUAUCUCCUCAACAGGGGAGGCUGCUCCCCGCCGAGGCGGGUGUGGUUGUUCUGCGUAUGGUUGAGUCGCACAGGUGUUUCGUGUGUUCGUUAUUUUCUGUCCGCGCACGAGUUUUCGUUGUUUAGUUCUUGCGCAGGAAUAUCUGCUGCUGUAAUUUUCCCCCUUUUUGGGGCAAGACUCUCUUUCUUCUUUUUCUUGGGGGAGAAGGAUUUGUUGCGCCGCCGCAGGGAAACGAACAUCUUCACCCCACUGCCAGUGGUCUAGAUGCGUGCCUC